GUCUCAAUUUAGAGUGAGAGGGGGUAAUGGAGAUGGGUCUCAUCUUUUGGCAUCUCGUCGUGGCGGCGAUGAGCUUCACAGUGGUCGCCGUCGACGGUUUUGCGCCCUCCUGGUGGACGAAGGCCUCCGCGACGUUCUACGGUGGCAGCGACGCCUCGGGCACAAUGGGUGGAGCCUGCGGUUACGGUGAUCUGUACUCGGCCGGAUACGGAACUAGAACUGCAGCCCUAAGUACUGCACUAUUCAAUGACGGGGCUUCGUGCGGGCAGUGUUAUAAGAUCAUGUGCGACUACAAGUCGGACCCGCAGUGGUGCCUGAAGGGCACGUCGGUGACCAUCACGGCGACCAAUUUCUGCCCUCCGAACUACGCCCUCCCGAACGACGACGGCGGGUGGUGCAGCCCUCCUCGCCAGCACUUCGACAUGGCUCAGCCCGCCUGGGAGAAGAUUGGCAUCUAUCGCGGGGGGAUUGUACCUGUCAUAUACCAAAGGGUUCCAUGCAAGAAGCACGGCGGGGUGCGGUUCACGGUCAACGGGCGGGACUACUUUGAGCUGGUGCUCGUGACGAAUGUCGGCGGCGGCGGCUCGGUCCAGUCGAUGGACGUGAAAGGGUCGCGGACCGGGUGGAUGGCCAUGUCGCGCAACUGGGGCGCCAACUGGCAAUCGAACGCGUACCUGAACGGCCAGCCCCUCUCAUUCAGAGUCACCACCGCCGGCGGCCAAACUCUAGUGUUCCCGGACAUCGCCCCGUCGAAUUGGGCCUUCGGACAAACCUUCUCCAGCCCAUUACAAUUCAUCUAAAUGGGCCGGCCCAAUUAACAGUGGGCCCAAUUUACAGAUAUAAUUAAUAAGUUUUUUGCUUUUGGCAGAGGCCUGCUUUAAGAUUCGGUUAAAGUUGCCCGCCACCCUUCAUAUUAUUGUUAGGUAAGAAAUUUUUUAAAAAAAUGUUAUUG
Messenger RNA from Ananas comosus (pineapple), 952 nucleotides. Its product is annotated as expansin-A11. Bases 27 to 800 code for a protein of 257 amino acids. NCBI's taxonomy places the organism in Eukaryota, Viridiplantae, Streptophyta, Magnoliopsida, Poales, Bromeliaceae. The transcript has 3 exons. Gene Ontology annotation, cellular component: extracellular region. The record is from RefSeq and is a predicted model, not a curated record. Gene Ontology annotation, biological process: plant-type cell wall organization.